AUGAGGUCGCAUUCAAAUAGCCGCCCCUUUCCGGGCCCUCCUUCCCGGUCAUCCUCCUUUUCAUCCUCGCCAUCCCCGCCAUCCUCGCCGCUCCUCGGCAAACCGCUCCCUUCUUCGCCUCCUCGCCGCCGCGCACGAACGUGCCAUCUGUGCUGGCUCAUCCUCAUCGGCGCCACCAUACUCGCCACCAUGCUGCUCCUCCGCACCCUGCUCCUCCUGACUGCGCCAUGCGCCGUCCUGGGCGGCUGCUACCGCGGCUUCCACAGCACCUUUAGCUUCGACGCCGCCGCGGCGCGCCACCCGUCCUGGAUGGCGGCGCUGCGCAACGACACGCGCCUCACGAGCCUCAGCGUGCCCGGCACGCACGACACCAUGACGUAUGCCAUUGGCAGCGACGUGCUGCAGUGCCAAAACGUGAACCUGACGGUGCAGCUGGCCGCCGGCCUGCGCUACUUUGACGUGCGCGCGCGCCUGCGCGACGACGCCCUGCGCAUCUACCACGGCGACGGCGACACGGGCUUUUCCUACCAGGACGUGCUGCUCGAGCUGUUUGGCUUCCUGGCGGACAACCCGUCGGAAACCAUCAUCAUGCGGCUCAAGCAGGAGGGCGGCCCGCUCGGGAGUCACAACUCGCUCACGUUUGAGCAGGCCGUCAACUACUACCGCCACAACUCGAGCAUCACCGCCAAGCUGGCCGGCCGCCACAUGCACGAAUGGGACCCGGCCGCGCCGCUGCCCACCCUCGGCGACCUGCGCUCCAAGAUCCUGGUGCUGCAAAACUUCCCCGCCGACAACGGCGGCCCCGCCAACAAGUACGGCAUCGCCUGGGAAGGCGACCAGAUGGUGCUCGAGGACGUCUGGAUCGUCCCCGACGUGCAGCACCUGCCGGACAAGUGGACCGCGAUCCGCGACGCCCUCACCAGGGCGGCGGCCGACGUCCAGGACAACAAGGCGCUGUACCUGGCCCACGUCUCGGCCAGCGUCGGCGUGCUACCAAUCGAGGCGGCCGCCGGGCCCAAGAAUAGGACCGUCGUGGGCAUGAAUGACGAGACGGGCCGCUGGCUCGAGGCCAGUGGUGGGAGUGGCGGCCGCACGGGGGUGGUUAUUCUUGACUUUCCGGGCAAGAGAGUCAUUGAGGCUGUCCUGGCGCGCAACGACGUCUACAAAGCUUGA
Molecule: messenger RNA, 1173 nt
Organism: Cordyceps militaris CM01
Lineage: Eukaryota; Fungi; Ascomycota; Sordariomycetes; Hypocreales; Cordycipitaceae
Product: Phosphatidylinositol-specific phospholipase
Exons: 1
Coding region: 1-1173 (390 amino acids)
Biological process (GO): lipid metabolic process
Molecular function (GO): phosphoric diester hydrolase activity
Source: RefSeq, a predicted model, not a curated record